Pseudonaja textilis is the source of this 4311-nucleotide messenger RNA. RefSeq names its product TIMP metallopeptidase inhibitor 3 (gene TIMP3). The record is from RefSeq and is a predicted model, not a curated record. Gene Ontology annotation, molecular function: protease binding; metalloendopeptidase inhibitor activity. NCBI's taxonomy places the organism in Eukaryota, Metazoa, Chordata, Lepidosauria, Squamata, Elapidae. Gene Ontology annotation, biological process: response to cytokine; response to hormone; negative regulation of endopeptidase activity. Gene Ontology annotation, cellular component: extracellular matrix.
AAAGAACGCAGAGGCGCGCACGAGAGUGGCUGAGGAGUGUCAAACGCGCGGAGAGGAAAGUCGAGGCUGCACUUUUAAUAGGAGCGGAACCCCGCGCGCAAAAAAAAUUAAAAGCGCCUUGCUCCCUUUCAGCACUCGCUCGCUUGCCUCGCCAAACAGGGGAAGGAGCAUCCGGACGAAGCAGCAUUGCAGCUACGCUUUUUUUUUCCUUCUUCCUUUCUUUCUAAAAGCAUCUCCCCCUAAUUCUUAACUGUUCUCCACGUGGGUGGAGACCGAGGAGUAGGGUACUCCUGCGCGACACAAUAUGUCAGGGCGGGCGCUGAGUCUUUUCUUGCUGCUCUGCAGCUGGAGCCUGACUGAGCUGCUGGUCGAAGCUUGUACCUGCGUCCCAGUUCAUCCCCAGGAUGCCUUCUGUAACUCAGACAUCGUUAUCCGGGCCAAGGUAGUUGGCAAGAAACUUAUGAAAGAUGGGCCAUUUGGGACAAUGCGAUACACUGUCAAACAAAUGAAGAUGUACAGAGGUUUUGACAAGAUGCCACAUGUUCAAUACAUCUACACUGAGGCCUCUGAAAGUCUUUGUGGAGUCAAGUUGGAGGUCAACAAGUAUCAGUAUAUGAUUACAGGUCGAGUUUAUGAUGGAAAGGUUUAUACCGGACUGUGUAAUCUGAAUGAAAAGUGGGAUCGAUUGACCUUGUCUCAGCGCAAAGGACUAAACCAUCGUUACCAUCUAGGUUGUGGCUGCAAGAUUAAGCCAUGCUACUAUCUUCCUUGCUUUGUGACCUCCAAGAAUGAAUGCCUCUGGACAGACAUGCUUUCCAGCUUUGGUCAACCAGGGUACCAGUCAAAGCAUUAUGCUUGCAUCAAACAUAAAGAUGGCUAUUGCAGCUGGUAUAGAGGAUGGGCACCUCCUGAUAAAACCAUCAUCAAUGCAACUGACCCCUGAAAUUCCAUUUGUCCUUUCUUUCCUGUCCUUUUCUUCCAUGUGGCUGAGCAUUCUUUGGACACUAACGCAUAUUUGAUCAUGAUGGCAACCGUGAUAUUAGUGCCUGUUUCUUGCAACUUUUAGCACUUCGAACUGUUGUGAUUUUUAAAUCUAUGCUGUCUUAACUCUUUUUUAAAAUUAUCUUUUAAAAAUUGCUCUCAUCCCAUGUUGAUCAAAUAUUUAUCUGGUGUGUGAACAGAAGUUCCCAGAUGAUCAAGGGAGCUUUUGCUUAAAGUUUUUAUAGCACUAUACAUAUAGCAAUAUAUAUUUUUGUAGGAAAACAAAUCUCAAAAACUUUCUGAUUAAAAUUUUAUUCUCUCCUCUUCAUUUCCUGUGCUGCUGUGUUAUUCUCACAUUCAGUUCUCAGAGCAGGUAGCUACGAAAGCAGCCAGUUGCGAUUAAUCACCAUAUUCACCACAUAAUGAAGGGAUGCAAAGAAAGUCAUCGCGUUUAUAUAGAAUGGAAUGUGGAGUAUUUGGGAAAAUUCCUUUGCAUGAAUUUAAAAGAUUGCAUACUUCAAAAUGCCUGUCCAUUCCAAUAUGAAUGUAGAAAUUUCAUGGCAUAUCUAGGUUUGCACAGAAAAUAAAUUUCUUUUAAAAAAAUCAAAAUCAACUAAAAUGAAGCUAAUACAUUUUCUAAAUACAAAUGUGGAACAAACCUGUUGAGAACCAAAUCAACAUCCGAUUGUGGCUUUGAUGUGGAUGUAAAACUGCUUCUUCAAUAUUUGUUUUACACAUAACUUUCCCAUAAUUUUGUGGAGAGUGGACAAAGUUGGAGCACAGGAGGAAAGAAACAACUUCCCUGGGACAUAUUGAUGUAAGAAACCAGCUGCCCAAACACUGCUUUUGCUGAACAAAAAUGUAUAUAGAUAUAAUGAUAUAAGCUAUUUUUGACAGGGCAUGAUUCUGUUUCAUGCUAUAAGUAAUAAAAUGUUUCAUGCUUUUGUUUCAAAAGAGCAACCAUUCACAUUCCAAGUCAUUAGUUACUAUUUUGUUUUUUUUAGUUCAAAAGCUACUGGAGUUCCAGUAAUUUCUAAAGCAGUGAUAAUAAUCUGUUUUUAUUCCCUUCCCUGUAUGCUUGUUUUCUUUCUUGCCAUCAAAAUAAGGGCCAAUGCAAACAAUUGUUCUAAGACUAAAAUAUUUCCAUCAUCCCCUAUCCCCUUCCCUUAAAUAUAUACAAUAGAAUGGUGUUGUAAAAGGGCCUUACUAUUGUAUGAAUACUGGGUCAGCCUGUACUUUGAAAAACAUUUAAUUUUUUUCAUAGUUUUUCAUGAUGCGGUAUUUUGUAAAUUCUGUUAUAUAGAAAUCUUGUCAUAAUACUUUAUUCUCCUGUGAAUAUUGGCACAGCAGUGAAAGAUUGCUUCUUCAUAAUAUUUUCCUACUCAUUAAUAGUGUGUUUAUCGGUAGGCACAAUGAAAAUAGAGAAGAUGGGCAGGGAAUAUAUUAAAACCUACUUUUCCAGCCUUUAAUGUAAUUCUUAAAAGAACUAGAUCUAUUAACUAAAAUAAUAUUUUUAGGGAGAUUAUUAUGUAUUCCACUGUUGACUACAGUUAAACAGCCCUAUGGUAUGGGAUCACGAUGCUUUCUAGAAGUAAGGAACUGGCUAUUCCACUUUCACUACAGUCUUUAUUACUAUUAUGAAAAGGUGUAAUAUAAAAAUAUUUUAAAAGUAAUUUAAGAGCGAAGUUUCUAUUGGGAUUGGCAACUGCAUAAUUUACUGAGACCGUAGAAUGGGGUAAAGGUUAAUACACUUACUACAAGCACAUGCUUUGUCCUUUUGUGCUGGUAUAGUUUGUCUUAACAUUACUUUCAAUUGAUUCCUCCUAAAAAACAGAGCUGCCAUAAGUUCAAAAUGGUUCUAUAAUAUAAUUGAAAAAAUUCCCUUGUUUUCUCCUCACUUUAAUCGAAUAAGUUUUUGUAACAGAGAGCUUAAUAUUAUUCGAUAGAGCUUCCACAACCCAAAAGAGAUGGCUAAGCAGGAAUGAGGACACACAAACACAGAAAUCUAUCACAACCUCAUUGCAGAUCCAUAAACCACAUGGUUUCAGAAAAGUAUCUGCUACAUUUUCCACAACAGUAUUUUUAUGUUUAUAAAGUAUAGUGUAAAUGUUGCUAACAGUAGAUUCAGAGAUGUUUCCAUAAAAGAGACUAGUUUAUAUUACGAUCAACCAAAAUCAUAAAAGCCAGCAAUAUGAAUUGACCCCAUUUCUAGAGACAAACUUGAUUUAAGCUCAGAUCUUAAAGGCAAGAAGACAGCAGUGUAUUUGCUUUCUCCUUUCAACUGAAUGGCAGCUCUAGAUUAUUUUCACUUAUUAAGGUCAUACCUGAGUCACCAUAAUACUGCAGUCAGAAAAUAGUGAAAAUCUCUCUUAUGCUAAGAAAAAAAAAUGUGUUCUUAUUCAAGUUGUAAUGUAUCUCUGUAAGAAAUAAAAUAGCAUACCCAUCCAAUGAAAUAUAUUUAUCUAUGUAAGUGUUCUAUUGUAUACCACAGAAGAUAAGAGUUAUUUGAGGAAGAGUGUAGCUCAAUCAACAAUCCUCUCCUACAGGGUGGCUUGGUUCUUGGUUUUGUUUUAAUAAGGAGGCAAAAAGAGAGAGAGGAAAAACCCAGCAAAAAAUACAUUUCUUUUGGGACGCCGUCAAAGUUUUCAGUGCUGAAACUUACUUUACAGUAUUAUUUUUUAAAAGAAAAGUGAGCCAUCCAAAGUUUGGUGCAAGAUGGGUGGCUAUAUAAAUAUUUUAAGGAAACAAAUAAAAGAUGGGCCUUUUUAUCAUUCCUAUUAUACAGACUGUAAUGUGGGAUUUGAAAUGGUAGUCUGACUUGUGUGUUUAUCCAGUGCAUUUAUCAGCAAGAUGCUCUGAUUGGUUAGUUUUGUAUUUAAUGUAUGGGCCUGAGCCAUUCUUGUUAAAGUCAACUGGUGUCUCUCCACGGAUUCCAGAAAUUAUAAGACCUGGAAUGUCCCGUUAUGAACUCAUCUGCAAGGGAUUCAACUUAGCAUGUCUUUUUUCUUCAGAAGGGAGUUGCAUUAAAUUUGAGGGAGGCUAUUCUCAGGAAAAGCAUGCAUAUGACCGCAGAAUUAGGAUUUAAUUCUAUUUAUACCUUAAUAAUAAACCUAGUGAUUUCAACUCUUUUUUUUUUUGUAGAAACAGGCCUAGGACCAAGGUGUAAAAAUUGUUUUGUUUUUUUGCAUUACCAUUGUUAGCAAUUAUGAACAUUAGAGCGGAAAUAAAUACAAUCUAGGAGAAAACUCCUCCCAAAAGGAAUGUACUUUUUGCUUAGUUUAGUAGCACUGUUUACAGUUUUCCUCCUUGUUUUGUUAUUUAUAAAUUUUA